Lepisosteus oculatus (spotted gar) is the source of this 1075-nucleotide messenger RNA. Lineage: Eukaryota; Metazoa; Chordata; Actinopteri; Semionotiformes; Lepisosteidae. The record is from RefSeq and is a predicted model, not a curated record.
ACAUCCGGGUUAUACCAUCUGCAUUUGUAUAAGUAUUCGAACAGCUCCAGUACCUGGGUGCCAGACCUCUUGCACCCCUGCAGCUUUCAAAAUGAAGCUCCUGCUGAUUCUUUCCCUUUUCUGCGGACUGCACUGCUCAGCCUCGACUCUGAAGUGCUACAGAUGUGCAGCCACGGGUAAUGAGAUCUGCAGUUCCCAGCAACAAUUGUGCUCAUCAUCAGAGACCGUGUGUGCCUCAUCAACGCUUGUAGAAAAGAGCGGGAAUACGAAGAAAAUUGUGAAGGCCAGAGCUUGCUCUACAAGGCAGGACUGUGGAGAAGUCCUGUCUGUGAACCAAGGCUCUGUCCGAAGAAUUUCAAAUACCUCAUGCUGUACUACAGACCUGUGCAAUAACUUUGAUGUUCCAGUGGUGGAUGAGGGGAAGGCCAACAGACUGGAGUGUGUGAUGUGCUCCGGCCUGGAUCUGCAAUGCUCCAAUUAUGACAAAGUGCAGUGCCUGGAUAAUGAAGACCGCUGCUUCAAGGAUGUCUUUACUGAUGGACAGACGACUUUGACUGCAAAAGGAUGCGCCUCCAGGAAUGUGUGUGAGAAAGUGGGAGCGAAGUCGCUGAACAGAACCGUGUCGGUGAGGUCGUACUGCUGCAAGGGGAACCUCUGCAACAGCGCUGGGCCUCACGGGCUCCUCGGACCAAUGCUGCCACUCGGCCUCCUGGCCGCCAGGCUCCUCCAAUGACCACAACUUCAGAAACGCACCUUCUGCUUUCCGCAAUCUUUCCUGUUUGCCUCUCCAGAUUUUUUUUCCUCAGCAACCUCUUAUCUCAAAGGUAACAAAGUGACUUUGACCUUCCUGGAGCUCAUCCAAAUCGCCUGGGUUGGGAUGUGCUGGGAAUACUGUAAUUACUUAAUUUUUAUCUUUAAAUUGACCAAAUCUGUAAUCUCACUCACAGCUUCAUUUACCUUUGACCCUCUGUUGUGUAAUCGUCCUUGCUCUUAUCACCACUGUGUUACAGAACCUAAUUCCUAAAGCACUCAGUUAAAUAAACCAGUUGCAGGGCGUCUGCUCAUCUGAAUAACU